This is a messenger RNA of Effrenium voratum, 3470 nucleotides long. Lineage: Eukaryota; Dinophyceae; Suessiales; Symbiodiniaceae. The record is from the annotation of a GenBank genome assembly.
UGCCAAACAGCUAGUCGCUCGCUCGCCUAAGCCAGCGAGAAGCGAUCAGCGACCUCCGCGGUCCCAUGGCCAUGCACGCCUUCGGCCCCCGCCUGGCGCCGCGCCUCGACGAGAGCGAGGCCGCGCCGCCCAUUUCGCGGCGGCUCCCAGCGCGGAAGGCGGCGCUAGCGGCAGGACGCCUGCAGCCGAGCGGAAGCGCCCCAGCGCUGCGCCGCAGAAGAGGCAGCUCAACCUCCUCGCUGACACUGGAGACGCCCGAGACUCCCAAGGAUCGGGAAAAGGUCUCUGCAAGCUCGACCCCAGACCGUCGAUCGGCCCAGGUGCCCUCUGAUGGUACUGGGGCCUUUGAACGAGCUCGCUGGGCCAAGAAGAAUGUCUCCUUGAUCGACUGGAAGUCUGCAGCCGCGCGCGCUGUGGAGGACCGCGCCUCGCAAAAGCGACAGGUCCCGCAGAGCUAUGACCAGGACACCAGGUCCCACAGGGAGGAGCCCUCGCUCUUCCUGUCGAUGCAGCGCGAGCUGUCGGCUUAUGAGAAGGCCUGCUUCCAGCAGCGGCUGCUGCCCAAGUUCAUGCACCGCGUCAGGGAGGCCACCGCCAACGAUGUCUUCGACUUUUGCUCUUCCGGGGUGGGUGACGACCAGCUGGUCGCCAUCUUUUCGGACGGGGGCCUGGUGCCUUGGGAUCGGAUCCGGCGCUGGCGCCUGCGGGACGCGCGCAUGCGCCACCUGGGGGCACAGCAUCUGGCGAAGCGCCUCAACGAGGAGGUUGAGGCCAUCGACCUGGCGAAGAACGAGAUCGGCUUCGCAGGCGCGCUGCGGCUCUCCAGCGCCUUCCUGCGGCUCACACAGCUGCGGCGCCUGGACCUCUCGGGCAACGGUCUGAGCGACGACGCGGCCAACGUCUUGGCCGGAGCCUUGGCGGGGUGCCCCAAGCUGCUGCGCCUGGACCUCCAGCAGAACGCCCUGCAGGAGGACGUGCCCAUGGAGGAGCUCCUGGCGAAGGACGAGAAGGAGGCCCGCCUGGAUGCCCGGGCAGACGCCAAGUGGCAGAGGCGCCGGGAGCUGAUGGCGAAGGUCAAGGAGCAGGCCCUCAAGGUCUCGGAGGGCCUCUACCAGUUCAGCGACGACCAGAUGGCCUUCUACAUCGCCAAGAUGAAGUACGAGCAUGAGGCCUUCAAGAUUCAGACCCGGCUCAACGCCACCACCAUCGCCCAGGAGGAGGCCAAGAAGGCGGACCAGGAGGACGCGCGGUGCUUCCUGAAAGGACAGGGCCUUCCGCCAUUUCCGCAGACCACCGGAGUGGCGAUCCUGAAGGAGGUCCUCGCGGCCCGGGCCUUCCUCACGGACACCCCGGCGGAGGUGAUGCAGCUCCCGGUCCAGGACGUGGCGGACUCCAAGGAGCAGAUGAUCCUGCGGGCGGUAUGCGACGAGCGCAUCUCGGUCCCGGUGGAGAGCCUCCAGCAGUUCCCAGAGGUGUACAAGGCCAUCUUGCAGCUGGUGUUGGACGAGCCGCCGGAGGGCCUCUACAACCGCUGGGUGAAGGAGCGGCUGGAGUACUACCGCCGGGUGGAGCCCUCGGCCCCGUUGCGGGACGUCUCCAUCGUGGACCAGAAGGACUCCGAGGCCUCCAUCUCCCUCUCCUCGGACACCGACGAGAGCGUGGACACUCAGCGGCGGAUUGACGGGGUCCGCACCGGGUGGACCGCAGCCGGACCGCUGGACGCACAGGUGCCUGAUUUCCGCAUUUGUUUGGCGGGGCUGCCGAAUUUCGAAGCAGAGCCCAGGCGACUGGCCGGCAAAGCCUCGGGAGCUGAGAAACCAGCCCUCCAAGGGGGCAAGAUGGAUCAGGCGGAUCGUUUGCUAAUGCGGCCGGAGCGGAUUCCGACGCGCGAGCGAGAGCUCCGGGAGCCCCGGGAGCCGCAGCCGCGGGAGCUCCGGGAGCCGCGGGAGCCGCAGCCGCGGGAGCUCCGGGAGCCGCGGGAGCCGCAGCCGCGGGAGCUCCGGGAGCCGCGGGAGCCCCGGCAGCCUUCAGCUCCGCCCAUUGGGCGGAUGAAGCGGACGGAGAAGGAGGAGCAGGAGGAGGAGGGCCCCAGCAACGCCAUGGUGGACAACUUCAUCACCAGGUGGAAUCUCCACGAGACUCAAGCCAGGCUGCUAAUGACCCGCCUGACCCCAGCCAAGAAGCUCCAUCUCAUCAAAAACUUCCAGCACUCCUCGGAGAAGGGCCCUGUGAUGACGGCGCUGCGAGCGCAGGUGCAGGCCUUUCAGUCGCCGAGCGCCGUGAAGAAGCUCCCCUUCGCCGCCGCCCAGGCGCGCCGCGCCGCGGCGCCCUCUGCGCCGGGCUUGGCGGUGCGCGGCAGCGUGGGCACGCUGGGCGUUGCGAGGCCUGCCAGGCCGUCGUCUCCGGCCGCGCGGCCGCGGCCGCCCGCGGGGCCACCCCCGCGGCCCGGCAUGGCGCCGGUGGCAAAGGCGACCGGCCUCAAGCGUUUCUCUGCGCCCAGCGAGGGCACUGAGAGGCCGCCCGCCAAGCGCGCGAGAGCGGCUGAUGGUAGCGCCAGGCCCGUGUCGCCGACUCCUCCCUCAAGGCCUCCACCCAAAGCUCGUCCUAGGCCACUGACACCACCUAGGCCAGCAUCGGCGCCCACUAGGCCCGUGGCCAAAGCGGGGAGUGGCAGCGCCAGCGCAAGGGCCAGUGGCUCACCAGCGCCUCAACGCAGGACCACCAGCUCCUACGUCGGCAGGACGGCAACAUCAGCUGGUGGCAGUGCAGCAAGGUCUGGCACUCCCGUCGGCGCUGCUUCAAGGCCUGUGGCAAAAGCCGGGAGUGCAAGCGCGAGGGCCUCUAGUGGCUCUCCCGCGCCUCAAAGUAGGACAACCAGUUCAUACGUCAGGUCGGCAACUCCAGCUGGCGGCGGCAGUGCUACAAGGUCUGGAACUCCAAGCAGCGUCACGGCUUCAAGGCCCGUGGCAAAAGCCGGGAGUGCAAGCGCGAGGGCCUCUAGUGGCUCCCCGGCGCCUCAAAGUAGGACAACCAGUUCAUACGUCAGGUCGGCAACUCCAGCUGGCGGCGGCAAUGCUGCAAGGUCCGGCACUCCAAGUAGCGGCGCUGCUUCAAGGCCUGCAGCCAAAGCAGGGAGUGCGAGCGCCAGGGCUGGCAGUGGGUCUCCAGGGCCACCCAGGAGGCCUGCCAGCCCGGCAGCGAGGCCUGCUAGUGCUGAUGCUUCUAGGAGGCCCGCCAGCCCGGCAGCAAGGCCGGCAGCUGGCAUGAGGCCCACUCCCAAGGGCAGAGGCGCCCCCGCGAGGCAAGAGUCGGUGUCCACGACUCCGAGGCCUCCCAGCACCCCUCCCCCGCAGUUCAACAAAGCUGAAAGCAAAGAAAAGAUCAGGCAGGGGCUGAUGAGCAGCAGGCGGACGGCCGCAGCCAGGCCACCCGACAAGGAGCACGGCAAUUGGAUCAAGAACCUUCUGUAG